AUCGCCAGCUGGUACUGCAUGAUAUUCUUGUUCUUAUUUCCUGGAACUGCAUAAUAUUCUUGUUUCUCCCCAGAAAACAGUAUUUGUGCUGUUUAAAGGAAUAGUGAAGGUCAGAAACAAUAAUCAGCACAUUUCUGCUCUUUGUGUGCUACAGAUUUUUGUCUGUGUGAUAUAUAUCACCGGUGAUCCAGCACAAGGAAGCUAUGGCUUUACGGCAUGCUGAUAUAAUGACUGUUUCUACUACAGGAGCAUCAGCUCAAACCGCAGGAUAUGACAACCUUUCCUUUUCAGGUGUGAAAGCAUCUCAACAUAUGGCAGACAAUGAUCUCCGAAACCUGAAUCGUUAUAAAUCAAAAAUUCUAACGGUUGCUAGAAGGUAUAGAGUGGAUCCAGCUCUGCUUGGUGGAAUAACUUCUCGUGAGACCCGUGGUGGUGGUUAUCAUCACAAUGGAUGGGGUGACAAUGGGAAUGGAUUUGGUCUAAUGCAGGUUGACAAAAGAUAUCACCAGCUUUGUGGAUCAUGGGACAGUGAAGAACAUCUUAAUCAGGCCACAGGGAUAUUGAUUUACAUGAUGGAAAGCAUUGAUAAAAAAUUCCCACACUGGAACUCCCAGCAACGUCUCAAAGGUGCUCUUGCAGCUUAUAACGCUGGUCCUAACAAAGUGGUGGAUGAAAAUAUAGACAAACACACUACAGGACAAGACUAUGCCAAUGAUGUUAUUGCUAGGGCACAGUAUUUUAAGCAUCAUGGAUAUUAAUUAAAAAAUGGAGAUCUCUCCUCUGAGCAGUUCUCAAGAUAACACAUUGAGGGCCAGAUUAUGAGUGGAGCACUAAAAGUUAUGCGCAAGCAAAACGUGUUUAUCACGGGGGUUUGUGCGCAUCGGGUUUACCACUCGUAUUACAAGUUGAAAGUAAAUGUGAUCGCUUGAGCGCAAUAGUGAUUUACCCUAGAAUAAUUACCAUAUCUGUACUUACUCUUAUCGGAUCAGCCCACAUUAUUAUAUACAGGAUUACAUAAACAAACAGUAUUAAUAAUGAAAUGAGAGUUCUGGAUCAACAUAUAAACCGACAUAUUGUGUACUUAUAUACAAAAAAGCUACAUUUGGGUUAUGGCAUUCAAGCGUUCUAGCUAGAUAGUGAUGCAAAGCAUAAGCACAUAUAACAGGCUCUCUUGUUAUUACACUAAAUAAAUAUUGUGCAAUAUAUAUAGCAUCAUAAUAAAACACUUAAGGAGAUUUACACAUUGCUGUGUCAAGACCUGAUGGAGCCAUAACCAUCUGUAUUUGCAGCAUAUCCCGUAAUUUCAUGACCCAAGAAAUAGGUAGAAACAUAUGCCCAUAUCAACAUAAGAGUUCUGAGGACUUAGAUACCCAUAAGAGUCCAUAAUAGUAAUAAACAAAUCAAAUCUUUAUUGUAGUCUUCAUCCCCAUAAUUCUUUUAUUGUCUGGCACUAGUUUAACAAUUGCAGCACACAUGAACAGCACUACUAUUCAGUCACCUUGGGGACAUAAUGUCCAGAAAUGUAGUCUUGAUUGUAGUAUCCUUCCUCAGAAAGCACUCAACUAUCGAUAGCAGCAAGCAUAAUCAACACUGCUAUUCAAUGCCCUUGGGGACACAGUGUCCAGAGCAAAAAUCCAACAUGCUUCCAACUUGAGAAGCGAUUUUCCUCUAUCUCCCCCUCGUUUCAGGGGUGGGAGAUGAUCAAUUAGCAUAGUUCUUAGUGAGGAGAUCGAGUGUCCAGCCUGAACAAAGUGCCUUGCUACAGGUUAGUCCGAAUCUCCUUUGUCAAUAGUCAGGCGGAUAGCCGACUUAUGGUUUGCAAGUCUUUCUCUAAUUGAAGUUGUCAUUUUACCGUUAUAGCAAAGGGAACACGGACAGAUCAACAUAUAUAUAUAACGUAUUCCAAUUAUACUGGACUUGUGUGUGUGUGUGUGUAUAUA
Bombina bombina (fire-bellied toad) is the source of this 1940-nucleotide messenger RNA. Its product is annotated as lysozyme g. The record is from RefSeq and is a predicted model, not a curated record. Gene Ontology annotation, molecular function: lysozyme activity. Gene Ontology annotation, biological process: peptidoglycan catabolic process. The transcript has 4 exons. Lineage: Eukaryota; Metazoa; Chordata; Amphibia; Anura; Bombinatoridae. The coding region runs from base 204 to 758 and encodes 184 amino acids.